AUGCCUCCACCCUACAGUAGCAAGCUCUACAAUAGCGCGCUUGGAUCACAAUAUCCUUUUGGCAGCAGCAAAUCUUUGUUGGUGAGAGACAUUGCAAGUGUAGCGAGACCUACCUUCUGGAACUUGAAGGCUGGGAAGGGAUACCCAAAAGGGGACGCCAAUCAGGCUCUUCCACUCCAAUAUUUGGUUUGUGGUACGCGCCAUGUCAAGGCCAUUGCUGGCAACAUUGGUCCUGGUAUCAAUGCCAAUGACUUCUUGUACCUUCAAUUGAAAAUGAAAAUGGAGGCAUUCAAUGGUGUUCAAUUGACACCUCAACUUCAAGAACGUCUUGGAUAUCUACAAGGUCGGACCCGAAACGAACAGCGAAAUCAACAAAAGAAAGCACUGGGCGCUGAAGCUGUGCUUGCCAUGGAACGCACGCGAGUUCAGAGCCGCGACGUCAAUGCGGGCACACAAGAAGCUGCAAGAAAGAGAGCAAAGAAGUGUGCCAAAACAAGUGGAGUGAAUCGGAUUGACAAGCGGAAAGUCCAACCAUAUCCAAAAGACUUGGACAAGAUUUUGGGCAAAGCCUUGGUUUACUUUUUCCGGUACAAUCCAUUGCGCACCAAGGACACCAAAACUCAAAACGCAGCGACGGAGACGGCUUUCAAAAAGGUAUAUCUUGCCAUGUUUGACAGAGCCGCGAGACCUAAUUUAGAACAUUUUCUCUACCCUUUUACCCCAUGA
This is a messenger RNA of Cylindrotheca closterium, 726 nucleotides long. The record is from the annotation of a GenBank genome assembly. NCBI's taxonomy places the organism in Eukaryota, Bacillariophyta, Bacillariophyceae, Bacillariales, Bacillariaceae.